GGGCAUAUUCUUCGGUAACGGUGAAAGCCCAAACUUCCUCUCAUCAUGAUCCUCCGCCGACCUUUGGUAAUGAUGGCUGCCAUUAUGGCUGUCAUGUACGCAGCAACAGCUGACCAUCCUCCCUCCGGAGGAUAUGGGGGCGGAAGUGGAGGAAGUGGAGGAAGUGGAGGCCACGGAGGCCAUGGAGGCGGUGGCGGAGGUGGCGGCGCGGGUGGAUUUGGCGGUGGUAACGGCGGCGCCGGUGGAUUCGGCGGUGGCAGCGCUGGUGGUGCUGGCGGAUUUGGCGGUAGCGGCGCCGGCGGUGCUGGCGGUAGCGGUGGAUAUGACGGAGGAAGCGGUGCUGGUGGACAUGGCGGUGCCGGCGGUGCUGGAGGAUUCGGCGGUAGCGGUGCUGGUGGACAUGGCGGUGCCGGCGGUGCUGGAGGAUUCGGCGGUAGCGGUGCUGGUGGACAUGGCGGUGCCGGCGGUGCUGGAGGAUUCGGCGGUAGCGGUGCCGGCGGUGCUGGAGGAUUCGGCGGUAGCGGCGCUGGUGGUGCUGGCGGAUAUGACGGCGGAAACGGGGCUGGUGGCGCUAGUGGAUUCGGAGGCAGCGGUGCUGGUGGUGCUGGCGGAUUCGGCGGCAGCGGUGCUGGCGGUGCCGGCGGAUUCGGCGGCAGCGGUGCUGGCGGUGCCGGCGGAUUCGGCGGCAGCGGUGCUGGCGGUGCCGGCGGAUUCGGCGGCAGCGGUGCUGGAGGUUCGGGCGGAUAUGACAGCGGAAACGGUGCUGGCGGCGCCGGUGGAUUCGGCGGUAGCGGCGCUGGAGGUGCUGGCGGUUUCGGCGGAAAUGGCGCUGGAGGAUUCGGCGGUAGCGGCGCUGGCGGUUUUGGCGGAAAUGGCGCUGGAGGAUUCGGCGGUAGCGGCGCUGGCGGUUUUGGCGGAAAUGGCGCCGGAGGAUUCGGCGGCAGCAAUGCUGGCGGAUUCGGCGGUAGCGGCGCUGGUGGCGCAGGCGGAUAUGAUGGCGGAAACGGCGCUGGAGGUGCUGGCGGUUUCGGCGGAAAUGGCGCUGGAGGAUUCGGCGGUAGCGGCGCUGGCGGCGCUGGCGGAUUCGGCGGUAGCGGCGCUGGUGGCGCUGGCGGUUUCGGCGGAAAUGGCGCUGGAGGAUUCGGCGGUAGCGGCGCUGGUGGCGCAGGCGGAUAUGAUGGCGGAAACGGCGCUGGAGGUGCUGGCGGUUUCGGCGGAAAUGGCGCUGGAGGAUUCGGCGGUAGCGGCGCUGGCGGUUUCGGCGGAAAUGGCGCUGGAGGAUUCGGCGGUAGCGGCGCUGGUGGCGCAGGCGGAUAUGAUGGCGGAAACGGCGCUGGAGGUGCUGGCGGUUUCGGCGGAAAUGGCGCUGGAGGAUUCGGCGGUAGCGGCGCUGGCGGCGCUGGCGGUUUCGGCGGAAAUGGCGCUGGAGGAUUCGGCGGUAGCGGCGCUGGCGGUUUCGGCGGAAAUGGCGCUGGAGGAUUCGGCGGUAGCGGCGCUGGCGGCGCUGGCGGAUUCGGCGGUAGCGGCGCUGGCGGUUUCGGCGGAAAUGGCGCUGGAGGAUUCGGCGGUAGCGGCGCUGGCGGCGCUGGCGGAUUCGGCGGUAGCGGCGCUGGCGGCGCUGGCGGUUUCGGCGGAAAUGGCGCUGGAGGAUUCGGCGGUAGCGGCGCUGGCGGUUUCGGCGGAAAUGGCGCUGGAGGAUUCGGCGGUAGCGGCGCUGGCGGCGCUGGCGGAUUCGGCGGUAGCGGCGCUGGCGGCGCUGGCGGUUUCGGCGGAAAUGGCGCUGGAGGAUUCGGCGGUAGCGGCGCUGGCGGUUUCGGCGGAAAUGGCGCUGGAGGAUUCGGCGGUAGCGGCGCUGGCGGCGCUGGCGGUUUCGGCGGAAAUGGCGCUGGAGGAUUCGGCGGUAGCGGCGCUGGCGGUUUCGGCGGAAAUGGCGCUGGAGGAUUCGGCGGUAGCGGCGCUGGCGGUUUCGGCGGAAAUGGCGCUGGAGGAUUCGGCGGUAGCGGCGCUGGCGGUUUCGGCGGAAAUGGCGCUGGAGGAUUCGGCGGUAGCGGCGCUGGCGGCGCUGGCGGAUUCGGCGGUAGCGGCGCUGGCGGUUUCGGCGGAAAUGGCGCUGGAGGAUUCGGCGGUAGCGGCGCUGGCGGUUUCGGCGGAAAUGGCGCUGGAGGAUUCGGCGGUAGCGGCGCUGGCGGUUUCGGCGGAAAUGGCGCUGGAGGAUUCGGCGGUAGCGGCGCUGGCGGUUUCGGCGGAAAUGGCGCUGGAGGAUUCGGCGGUAGCGGCGCUGGUGGCGCAGGCGGAUAUGAUGGCGGAAACGGCGCUGGAGGUGCUGGCGGUUUCGGCGGAAAUGGCGCUGGAGGAUUCGGCGGUAGCGGCGCUGGCGGUUUCGGCGGAAAUGGCGCUGGAGGAUUCGGCGGUAGCGGCGCUGGCGGCGCUGGCGGUUUCGGCGGAAAUGGCGCUGGAGGAUUCGGCGGUAGCGGCGCUGGCGGCGCUGGCGGAUUCGGCGGUAGCGGCGCUGGUGGCGCAGGCGGAUAUGAUGGCGGAAACGGCGCUGGAGGUGCUGGCGGUUUCGGCGGAAAUGGCGCUGGAGGAUUCGGCGGUAGCGGCGCUGGCGGUUUCGGCGGAAAUGGCGCUGGAGGAUUCGGCGGUAGCGGCGCUGGCGGCGCUGGCGGAUUCGGCGGUAGCGGCGCUGGUGGCGCAGGCGGAUAUGAUGGCGGAAACGGCGCUGGAGGUGCUGGCGGUUUCGGCGGAAAUGGCGCUGGAGGAUUCGGCGGUAGCGGCGCUGGUGGCGCAGGCGGAUAUGAUGGCGGAAACGGCGCUGGAGGUGCUGGCGGUUUCGGCGGAAAUGGCGCUGGAGGAUUCGGCGGUAGCGGCGCUGGCGGUUUCGGCGGAAAUGGCGCUGGAGGAUUCGGCGGUAGCGGCGCUGGUGGCGCAGGCGGAUAUGAUGGCGGAAACGGCGCUGGAGGUGCUGGCGGUUUCGGCGGAAAUGGCGCUGGAGGAUUCGGCGGUAGCGGCGCUGGCGGUUUCGGCGGAAAUGGCGCUGGAGGAUUCGGCGGUAGCGGCGCUGGCGGUUUCGGCGGAAAUGGCGCUGGAGGAUUCGGCGGUAGCGGCGCUGGUGGCGCAGGCGGAUAUGAUGGCGGAAACGGCGCUGGAGGUGCUGGCGGUUUCGGCGGAAAUGGCGCUGGAGGAUUCGGCGGUAGCGGCGCUGGUGGCGCAGGCGGAUAUGAUGGCGGAAACGGCGCUGGAGGUGCUGGCGGUUUCGGCGGAAAUGGCGCUGGAGGAUUCGGCGGUAGCGGCGCUGGCGGUUUCGGCGGAAAUGGCGCUGGAGGAUUCGGCGGUAGCGGCGCUGGUGGCGCAGGCGGAUAUGAUGGCGGAAACGGCGCUGGAGGUGCUGGCGGUUUCGGCGGAAAUGGCGCUGGAGGAUUCGGCGGUAGCGGCGCUGGUGGCGCAGGCGGAUAUGAUGGCGGAAACGGCGCUGGAGGUGCUGGCGGUUUCGGCGGAAAUGGCGCUGGAGGAUUCGGCGGUAGCGGCGCUGGUGGCGCAGGCGGAUAUGAUGGCGGAAACGGCGCUGGAGGUGCUGGCGGUUUCGGCGGAAAUGGCGCUGGAGGAUUCGGCGGUAGCGGCGCUGGUGGCGCAGGCGGAUAUGAUGGCGGAAACGGCGCUGGAGGUGCUGGCGGUUUCGGCGGAAAUGGCGCUGGAGGAUUCGGCGGUAGCGGCGCUGGCGGUUUCGGCGGAAAUGGCGCUGGAGGAUUCGGCGGUAGCGGCGCUGGUGGCGCAGGCGCUGGAGGUUUCGGUGGCGGAGCUGGAGGCUUCGGUGGCGGGGCCGGAGGCAACGGAGGUUUCGGUGGUGGAGCCGGAGGCGCCGGAGGUUUCGGUGGCGGAGCCGGAGGCGCCGGAGGUUUCGGUGGCGGAGCCGGAGGCGCCGGAGGUUUCGGUGGCGGAGCCGGGGGCAACGGAGGUUACGACGGUGGCAAUGGAGGUAGCGGUGGUUUUGGAGCUGGUGGACACGGUGGCGCUGGAGCUGGUAGCAGUGGAGGUUUCGGAGGAAGUGGCAGUUCCGCUGGAGGCUUUGGGGCCGGAGGCAAUGGUGGUUCCGCUGGAGGCUUUGGGGCCGGAGGAAGCGGAGGAUCCAGCGGUGGUUAUGGAGGAAGAUAAUGCCUUUGUUACAAGUUGUAUUCCCACAAAAAGAUUGGACAUCCAGUCAGAUGAUUUAUGUAAAGCAGUGUGUUAUAUGAAGUAUCCCCUUUAUCGGUUUGUUUUGUUUGGGCGGCUCAUGGAAGUGUUGGAAAGCGCUGUCCAGUGUCAUUCAUUUUUGAUAAGAAACUGUGAUACUACAGCUGUGAAGUAUCAGAUUUACGAAAGCAAAGGCAAGAACUGCUGCAUCAUAACAGACCUAUUUGGCAAACUGGCAUCUCAGAAAAACAUCCUCAGCCUCGGGUAUAAAUACAUGUGGACGCGUCUUACUCAACAUUUGAGAGACUCACAUCAAACAAUUAUCAUGUGUCGGUUUUCACUGAUAUUAACAGCAUUAAUGGUAUUGGCAACGUGGGCAGUAGGAGGGGCCGACUGCCAGAUAUUGCAAGCGCAUCUUGUUCGCUUUGCAAUCCUUGACACUCACCCUGUUGCAAAUAUCGGAGUGAGAGUCGAAAUAUAA
This is a messenger RNA of Penaeus indicus, 4648 nucleotides long. RefSeq lists its product as uncharacterized. The transcript is spliced from 7 exons. The record is from RefSeq and is a predicted model, not a curated record. Gene Ontology annotation, cellular component: membrane. Gene Ontology annotation, biological process: phosphoenolpyruvate-dependent sugar phosphotransferase system. NCBI's taxonomy places the organism in Eukaryota, Metazoa, Arthropoda, Malacostraca, Decapoda, Penaeidae. Bases 134 to 4648 code for a protein of 1504 amino acids.